Messenger RNA from Ochotona princeps (American pika), 3480 nucleotides. RefSeq names its product RAR related orphan receptor C (gene RORC). NCBI's taxonomy places the organism in Eukaryota, Metazoa, Chordata, Mammalia, Lagomorpha, Ochotonidae. Gene Ontology annotation, biological process: regulation of transcription by RNA polymerase II. Gene Ontology annotation, cellular component: nucleus. The record is from RefSeq and is a predicted model, not a curated record. The transcript is spliced from 10 exons. The coding region runs from base 713 to 2218 and encodes 501 amino acids. Gene Ontology annotation, molecular function: zinc ion binding; RNA polymerase II cis-regulatory region sequence-specific DNA binding; nuclear receptor activity.
GUCUGUUCUGCAGGCUGAAGGCACCUGCCUGGUGACUAUUGUUGCUACUACUGAUGUCCUGGUCCUCCACCAUGGGGGCACAUUGUGUCUGUAGGGAGAACGUAGGCAUGGUGGGGCUUCCUGGACUACGCUACGUGGGGCAUGGCUGUGCACUGUCUACAGGGUCUCAGGCAGCAGGUGCCACCACCCUUGGGCAACUGUCCUGCAGCUCUCCUUCCUGUCCCUGGAGUCCCCUGUGAGGAUAAGGAGAAAGGCUCCUCAGUGGGAGGGGAGCAGGGGUAUGGUCCCGGGCGUGUGUGAGCUCCAUCCCAGCUCCGCAGCCAGAGCUACUGUGGUGGGUGGAAACAGCUUUUACCGCGUGUGGCUGUCACAUGUGGUUUUGGAAUUUUCCAACGCCCCCUAUGAUUGGCUGCCCCGCCCCUUGCACCCUGCCCCAGGCCCAGAUUGGCCACAUGGGGCGCCUGUCAUCUUACCCACGGCACCCCUGGGGGGGGCGGGGUAGGGGGGUUGUCACUUGGCCACCUGUGUGGUGCGGAGCAUAAACCCUUGGCCCAGAAGCACUGGGGAGACCUGGGUGCAGGGCUGCGGGCUGAGGCACCACAGCAGCGAGGGCCUCACCCCCACCUCCACUGCCAGCUGUGUGUGCCCUGUCCCUGGAGCACCCCAGCUGAGGAAGACAGGGAGCCCAGGCCGGGGAAGCUCCGGCUCAGUCAUGAGAACGCAAAUUGAAGUGAUCCCCUGCAAAAUCUGUGGGGACAAGUCGUCUGGGAUCCAUUACGGGGUUAUCACCUGUGAAGGUUGCAAGGGUUUCUUCCGCCGGAGCCAGCAAUGCCACGUGGCCUACGCCUGCACCCGUCAGCAAAACUGCCCCAUCGACCGCACGAGCCGCAAUCGAUGCCAGCACUGCCGCCUGCAGAAAUGCCUGGCACUGGGCAUGUCCCGCGACGGUGAGGCGGAGGCUGUCAAGUUCGGCCGCAUGUCCAAGAAGCAGAGGGACAGCCUGCAUGCGGAAGUGCAGAAACAAUUGCAGCAGCAGCAGCAGCAGCAACAAGAACAAGCAGCCAAGACCCCGCCCGAAGGGGGCCAAGGAGCCGACGGCCUCCCCUACACCUUAGGGCUCCCAGAUGGGCAGCUGCCCCUGGGAGCUUCGCCUGACCUGCCUGAGGCUUCUGCCUGCCCCCCAGGUCUCCUGAGGGCCUCCGGCACCAGGCCCUCGUAUGCCAAUCACCUGGUCAAGCCAGAGGUGGGCGAGGCCUCCUACCACCUUGAAUACAGCCCCGAGCGGGGCAAGGAUGAGGGCAGAGAGAGCUUCUUUGGCCCAGGCAGCCAGCUGACCCCUGCCAGAUGUGGACUGCACUUUGAGCAACCCAGGCAUCCUGGGCUUGGGGAACCAGGCCAGGGCUCGGACAACUACGGCAGCCCCACUUUCCGCAGCACCCCAGAGGCACCUUAUGCUUCCCUGACGGAGAUAGAGCACCUGGUACAGAAUGUCUGCAAGUCCUACCGAGAGACAUGCCAGCUGCGACUGGAGGACCUGCUCCGGCAGCGCUCCAACGUCUUCUCCCGGGAGGAGGUGACUGGCUACCAGAGGCAGUCCGUGUGGGAGAUGUGGGAGCGCUGUGCCCACCACCUCACUGAAGCCAUCCAGUACGUGGUGGAGUUCGCCAAGAGGCUCUCAGGCUUUAUGGAGCUCUGCCAGAAUGACCAGAUCGUGCUGCUCAAAGCAGGAGCCAUGGAAGUGGUGCUGGUGAGGAUGUGCCGGGCCUACAAUGCCGACAACCACACCGUCUUCUUUGAAGGCAAAUACGGAGGCAUGGAGCUGUUCCGAGCCUUGGGCUGCAGUGAGCUCAUCAGCUCCAUCUUUGACUUCUCCCGCUCCCUGAGCGCCUUGCGUUUUUCUGAAGAUGAGAUUGCCCUCUACACAGCCCUCGUUCUCAUCAAUGCCAGCCGGCCAGGUCUCCAAGAGAAAAGGAAAGUGGAACAGCUGCAGAGCAAUCUGGAGCUGGCCUUUCACCAUCAUCUCUGCAGGACUCAUCGUCAGGGCAUUCUGGCAAAGCUGCCGCCCAAGGGGAGGCUCCGGAGCCUGUGCAGCCAGCAUGUGGAAAAGCUGCAGCUCUUCCAGCACCUCCACCCCAUCGUGGUCCAAGCUGCCUUCCCCCCACUCUAUAAGGAACUCUUCAGCACUGAGUUGGAACCCCCAGAGGGGCUGUCCAAGUGACCUGCCUGACAGACGGCUCGCCGGCUCACCUCCCUAGAACCCCGUCCCAUUCUUAGCUCCCUUCCUGGCCUGUCCAACAUCCUCUGGAGGGAUGCCCCAUGCCUGUUCUUUGGGAACAAACAUGAACACCCAGUUUGGUUUCCUGCCCAGAGACUGGCACCUGACCGCAGAAUGCCGACAGAGGGUGCGCAUGAAGUGCUGUCUCCAGCCUUGGUGUGGUCCUCUCAUAAUGGCAUACCCUUCACCUCCAGCUUCCAGGAGGUGUGGUGUGGUCUGGGAUACAGGGACCUCCAAAAGGACCAAGGCUCCCUGGGUGACCAGAACUGAAGCCUGGGCGUGGAAGCUACCAGUAGCCUUUGAAAUACCUCAUUGUUUCCCAUGGGCUGCAGCUGGGGGGAAAAGGCUGGUGCUCAGAGACGGACAGCCAUGGCCCAGAAGCACCUGUACAGGAUCUGAAUCUGGAUUCUUCAAUCACCUGCCUUCCUCCUCUCUCCCAGCUCAGCAUCAAAGUGGUUGGACAACCUGCCCCUUCCCUGGGAGUCUAAACAAACCAGCAAAUAUGGAGAGUAAACACCAUGGAGGGUUAGAGGUUGGGGUAAUUGUUUCAUGGGACUCAGGAUGCAGGAGGGGGAGGUCCAAUGAAGGCCAAGAGCAUCCCAGACCGAUGCAGAAUUAGAACUCAGACCUCGUCAGUGCACUUUACAGACAUAUGUCAGGGUUAGCACAGAUCUGAUCAGAGGCGGACAUCCACGCACAGGUGAAACACACAGACGCUCUUAUGAUCCUUCAAAAUCUCUUCGCUCCUGGAGGGCUCGGCUCUCAGGCAGCCUGGUGGCCCUGGGGCAGGAGGCAGAGAAAGGAGAAAGUCCCAGUCCGCAGCGCCCCCAGAACAUUUUCAGCCUACCAGUCUUGAGACCUGGCGUGGUCAUACGGCCAUCCCUGCUGGGGCAUCUCCUGCCGAAAGCAGGGGUGGCUGGACUUUCCAGGCCCUGGCCUCCAGCCUGGCUUUCAUCAGGGAAGCAAAGGUGGUGCCAGCAUUCUGGGAGCGGGACCCCCAGACCCUGGUGGCAGUGAGACAGCAGAUCCGUGGGCACAGGGCUGAGAUGGGUUUCUCCAGCUGCCAAGUUGCUUCUCUCAUCCUUCUCUGAGGGAUAAGCUGCAGAUGAUGGGGGAUAUGGGGGAGGGGGGAUGGUUUCUCCCCUCGGGGAGGCGGGCUUUAGCUGAGUAAACAUAAACCCCACCUUGCGCCAUUCUUUAUAAAA